AUGGAGAAAGAGCGCUCGUUAGCUCUGCAGGCUCUAGCCGAGUCAACUUGCGACAACUUCAUUGUCCUGCUCAAAUCUGCGAAAGAACUCAAAUUUCGGGCAUUGUACGAAAGCCACGUGGAUCGAGACUUCGCUACUCGAAUCUUCUCGUUGCUGCCAAGUAAUUCAUCGAGAGCGCCACUGAAACUUGGAAGCAGCGAUAUGAUCUCACAGUUUUUUAAAUACAGCUCUGCAAAGAAACACUUCCAGUCCGUUCCUACAAGAUCAUUCACGGUGAAGACGGACGCCUGUGCAUUGACAGAUCAGGUCGUCUUUAAAGGAAAAACUGGAUCAGCAUUAGCUCGCUUGCUAUAA
Molecule: messenger RNA, 354 nt
Organism: Phytophthora infestans T30-4
Lineage: Eukaryota; Oomycota; Peronosporomycetes; Peronosporales; Peronosporaceae
Exons: 1
Coding region: 1-354 (117 amino acids)
Molecular function (GO): calmodulin binding; microtubule binding
Source: RefSeq, a predicted model, not a curated record